This is a messenger RNA of Condylura cristata (star-nosed mole), 2522 nucleotides long. It is a transcript of the gene ASAH2, whose product is annotated as N-acylsphingosine amidohydrolase (non-lysosomal ceramidase) 2. Gene Ontology annotation, biological process: ceramide catabolic process; sphingosine biosynthetic process; long-chain fatty acid biosynthetic process. NCBI's taxonomy places the organism in Eukaryota, Metazoa, Chordata, Mammalia, Eulipotyphla, Talpidae. Gene Ontology annotation, molecular function: N-acylsphingosine amidohydrolase activity. The record is from RefSeq and is a predicted model, not a curated record. The coding region runs from base 57 to 2141 and encodes 694 amino acids. Gene Ontology annotation, cellular component: extracellular region. The transcript is spliced from 19 exons.
CACAGGACCCUCCAACGACCAAGAGCUCCACAGUUCCUCAAAACACAACGAAACCAAUGACAACUACCCCAGAGCCACCUCUAUUUCAGAAUUUCAGUGGCUACCAUAUUGGAGUUGGGCGAGCUGACUGCACAGGACAAGUAGCGGAUAUCAAUCUGAUGGGUUAUAGCAAAUCUGGGCAGAAUGCAAGAGGCCUCCUCACGCGGUUGUACAGCCGUGCUUUCAUCAUGGCAGAGCCUGAUGGGUCAAAUCGAACGGUGUUUGUCAGUGUUGACAUAGGCAUGAUAUCACAACGACUCAGGCUAGAGGUCCUGGACAGACUGAAGAGUAAAUAUGGCUCCCUUUACAGAAGAGACAACGUCAUCCUGAGUGGUACUCACACACACUCUGGUCCUGCGGGAUAUUUCCAGUAUACUAUCUUUGUGUUAGCCAGUGAGGGAUUUAGCAAUCGAACUUUUCAGUACAUGGUCACAGGCAUCAUGAAGAGCAUUGAGAUAGCACACAGAAAUUUGAAACCAGGCAAAAUAUUUAUCAAUAAAGGAGUGGUGGAUGGUGCCCAGAUCAACCGAAGCCCUUCUUCUUACCUUCAGAAUCCACAGUCAGAGAGAGCAAGGUAUUCUUCAAACACGGACAAGGAAAUGGUAAUCUUGAAAAUGGUAGACUUGAAUGGUGAUGAACUGGGCCUUAUAAGCUGGUUUGCCAUCCACCCAGUGAGCAUGAAUAAUACCAACCAUCUUGUAAAUAGUGACAAUGUGGGCUAUGCAGCUUACCUUUUUGAACAAGAGAAGAACAAAGGAUAUCUACCUGGAGAGGGACCUUAUGUAGCAGCUUUUGCUUCAUCAAACCUAGGAGAUGUGUCCCCCAAUAUUCUUGGUCCACAUUGUGUCGACACAGGAGAAUCUUGUGAUAACGCCAAUAGCUCUUGUCCCCUUGGUGGGCCCAACAUGUGCAUGGCCAUGGGACCUGGACAAGACAUGCUGGACAGCACACAGAUCAUAGGACAGAUCUUAUUUCAGAAAGCCAAGGACUUAUAUGCCUUCGCAACCCAGGAAGUGACUGGACCCCUGGCUUCAGCUCAUCAGUGGGUGAAUAUGACAGAUGUCACUGUCAUUCUCAAUUCCACACACACAGCAAAAACAUGUAAACCAGCGUUGGGCUACAGUUUUGCAGCUGGCACUAUUGACGGAGUUGGAGGCCUCAAUUUUACACAAGGGAUGACUGAAGGAAUUCCAUUUUGGGAAACUAUUCGAGAUCAAAUCCUGGGCAAGCCAUCUGAAGAAAUCAAAGAAUGUCAUAAACCAAAGCCAAUCCUUCUUCACACUGGUGAGCUGUCAUACCCUAAUCCCUGGCACCCAGAUAUUGUUGAUGUUCAAAUUAUUACUAUUGGAUCCUUGGCCAUAACUGCCAUUCCUGGGGAACUUACGACCAUGUCUGGGCGAAGACUUCGGGAGGCAGUUCAAGCAGAAUUUGCAUCCAAUGGGAGGCAGAAUAUGACUGUUGUUAUUUCUGGUCUAUGCAAUGUUUACACACACUAUGUUGCUACCUAUGAAGAAUAUCAGGCUCAGCGAUAUGAAGCGGCAUCUACCAUUUACGGACCCCAUACUCUGUCUGCUUACAUCCAGCUCUUCAGAGUCCUUGCUAAAGCCAUUGCUACAGAUACAGUAGCCAACCUGAGCAGCGGUCCAGAGCCUCCAUUUUUCAAACAACUGUUGAUCUCAUUAAUUCCUAAUGCUGUGGAUAAUGCACCAAUAGGCAAAAAUUUUGGGGAUGUCCUGAUGCCAGUGAAACCUAAAUAUAAAGUGGGAGAAGUUGCUGAAAUUACAUUUGUAGGGGCUAACCCAAAGAAUUCAGCAGAAAACCGGACCCAUCCAACCUUUCUCACUGUGGAGAAAUAUGAGGCCACUUCAGAAACAUGGCAGAUAGUGCAUAAUGAUGCCUCCUGGGAGACUCGUUUCUAUUGGCACAAGGGACUUUUAGGUCACAGCAAUGCAACAAUACAAUGGCAUAUCCCACGGACCGCCCAGCCUGGAAUCUACAGAAUAAGAUACUUUGGGCACAGUCGAAAGCAGCAAUUACUCAAACCCAUCAUACUUCCAUUUGAAAGCUCUUCUUCUACUUUUGAAGUUACAACAACUUGGUAAAAUGUUGACAGGUCAUUAGAAGAACAGCUGCACUCUUUUUUUACAUUAUUGAUUUUACAUGAAUGUGAGCAUUUUGUUGACUUCUACAUUUGUCCCUGUUUGGGACAGAUAGUUUACUGCUAUGGGACAGAAGUGGGGUAUAUGUAAGUGUGUGUGAGUGUGCACCAGUGUCCCAUUUAUUUUGCUCUAGCAGUUUUGUAUCUGCUGGUAAAAUCCUGUGACUUUUUAAGGGACAGUUCCCUUUCAUGUGAAAUUUUCUGAAAUGGAGUAAUUGAAGAUGUGUUAACAAUGUUUAAUCUGUAUAUUGAUGGAAUUACUGAAUGUUUGAAAAAGUUUGAAGAUAUCACUUAAUUUGAUCUUUUUCUUUUCACAGACGAGAAA